Molecule: messenger RNA, 994 nt
Organism: Rosa chinensis
Lineage: Eukaryota; Viridiplantae; Streptophyta; Magnoliopsida; Rosales; Rosaceae
Product: vesicle-associated membrane protein 721
Exons: 5
Coding region: 105-623 (172 amino acids)
Biological process (GO): vesicle-mediated transport
Cellular component (GO): membrane
Source: RefSeq, a predicted model, not a curated record
ACUAAUCUUGUUUCUGAAGAAGUUGUCUGAUGCAUGGCCUUGAACCGUAGUUUUAUGAAGUGCAAAUUCUAAAGAAAAGGACUACCUAAAGCUAGUAGUUAUAGAUGGUUUCAGCUUAUUGGUCACGAAAACAAGAAGACAAUUUCAUGUUGGCGUACUGUGUAGUUGCAGUUGAGGCUCUUGGUCGACAAGUUCCUAUUGCCUUCCUUGAGCGAAUCAAGGAGGAUUUUACCAAUAGAUAUGGUGGAGGAAAAGCUGCAACAGCAGUUGCAAAUAGUCUGAACAAGGAAUUUGGGUCUAAGCUGAAGGAGCAUAUGCAAUAUUGUGUGGAUCACCCCGAGGAGAUCAGCAAACUUGCUAAAGUGAAAGCUCAGGUCUCGGAAGUGAAAGGAGUUAUGAUGGAAAAUAUUGAAAAGGUUCUUGAUCGUGGGGAAAAGAUAGAACUUCUGGUGGACAAAACAGAGAACCUCCGCUCACAGGCACAAGAUUUCAGGCAGCAGGGAACCCAGAUGAGGAGGAAGAUGUGGUUACAGAACAUGAAGAUCAAGCUGAUAGUUUUGGGAAUCUUAAUCGCCUUGAUUCUCAUUAUUGUUCUAUCUGUUUGCAAUGGUUUCAAGUGUUGAUGAAUGCUUAGGACUCUUUUGAGGAAUUUGGUGGAGUUUCUACUGCUGUUAUCUACAGUGCCGGUCUAUGUCUUACUAUUUUUGGUUACACACUCCACCGUCUGGCAUAAUUCCUAUUUUAAAAGACAGCUUGUAUAGUUUGUAUCCGUGAAUUCUUUUCUAUAUUAGUCUCUUGGAUGUGUGAAUGGUUUUCGAUUCCCUUUGUUCCUUUGAACUUGUGUUGUAGCAAAAAGAAAUGGUAAAUCAUUGUGAUUGGUUUCAGAUUUGUUAUUCAACCAUAGCAGGUUGAUCAUAGGAAGUUUCAGUUGCAUCACUUGUGCUUUGUAAAACCCCAAAAAGAGGUGUAAGUCACCAAACGGGGUUUUUCAACU